GUGAUAUUAGCAACUCCUACUUCACUAUUCUUCUGCCAAUAUUCUGUUAACAGUUGUCUAUUUAUUAAUAUUAGUAUAACUUUUUGAUAUUGAAUGAAUGUACAUAUUCAUAAAAGAUCUAAGAUGUUGCAGUAUGUAUAAACACGAUGAGAAUUGUAUUCUGUGCUAUAGUUUUCGUAAUAAAGUUUUCAUUAUGGGGGUCCUUCAAAGAUCUAGAAAUAUGGAGGUAUGUAUAUACCUUGCAAAAAUAUGUUGGAAUAAAAGGAGGGCUUUAUGAAGUGUGGCGCUACUGUGAUUUCACGUGAAAAGAUAUUAUUCAGAUGAAGGACCAAGAUGAUAAGUCUGAAAAAUCAAAGCUUAAGAUACUAAAGCGUACUGAUUAUCUAAGUGAUUUAGAUGGACUUCUUGUGAACUCUAAAAAUUUCAAUAAACUCUUCAUACAAAGAACAAGUAAUGAGUGGAUUAAGACUCAAGUUGAAAAAAUUGUUGAGAGCCGCAUUCAUUUGUCAAAAUUUAUUGAAGUUCUAACAAAUUUCGUCGUAUCAGAAAAUCAUCAUCCGCAUGUAGUCCAACAAGUACUAGUUUGGUUAAGUUAUUUCACUGAAAAUCAUUCCACUUCAUUGCAAACACCAGAAAUUCAACAGUCACUGAGAAAUUUAUGUUCAUAUUGCUAUGAAACGUGUACACUGGCAAAAAUGUAUGUAGAAGCUGCUAAUCGUGGUAAUGCUGUUGAAAAUUGGUCAAAUGGUCAAAAAUAUACCGGUUACCUUCCCCGCAGAUUUUAUUAUACAAUUCUACCAAAAACCAGUUUUGUAUAUAUUGACGAUGAAAAUAUUGUUAAAAAACGAAAAGUUCUACCAGCCAAACGCAACUCAAUUGAUAUUAAAGAUGAUUUCACUAUCCCAGAUAAUGACGAUAACGAUGAGCUAAUGGAUUUAGAUUCAGUGUCUUCUAUGAUAGAAAAUGAAUCAGAAUAUGAACAAGAAUCCUUGUAUGAAUCACUUGGAGAGUCUGAUGGUGGUGUAUUUGAUGUAAAUGAACCAUUGUCAUCUGAUGCUGAACACCACCACCACCACCACCACCAACAACAACAAAGGCGAUUUCCCUUUGUCCCAGAGGAUGAAUGGGGGGAGCAGGAUCAAGCCGAUCUAUUUGAAGCUGAAAGUGAUUCAGAUGAUUUUCAGUAUCCUGAUGUUGAUAAUGAUUGUCCUGAUAAUAUUUCUGUGUCAAGUACAGAUUGUGUAUUGAGGAAAUAAGCCAGUAGAAAAAGAAAUAAAAUUUCCAAUCACACCUUUACCUAGAAGUUUACUGCAUUAGCAGAAGUUAGAAUUCAUGGGCCAAUUCAUGGAUCGGGUCGCAGUGACUUAAUGGUCUACGAGCUCGCCUUGUAACGCAAAGGUCCCGGGUUCGAACCCCGGUGGGUGCGUACUGCUGAAGAUAUAAUGUUUGGGUUUUGUCAGAUUGAUAAGUUGACAAGCUAAGUACUGAAUAAACAGUGAUGCGAUUAACCAAUCGCGUGUUGGAUAGCAUACUGUGAAAGAACCAAGAAGUGUUGCUGUCGAGAGACUCACUCUCCUGUAUGCUGGUGGUUGGACUCACCACCAAAAGAAAAAGCUUCAUUCAGCUAUCCUAAACUGUAAGUGCAUCUCAUUAAUAGACAAUAAUAGUUCUACUCUAAGUUCAUUGACUUAGAUGUAUUGAAGUCACGACGAAACGCGAUAAAACAUCAUUAUUAAUAACUUCCUUCUGUUAUAACCGAAAUCAUUGUUCAUUCAUUCAUUGAGACAUUCACUUUUGCUGCAAUUUAUUCAUGGAUUUACUUCCAAAUGUAUAUAUUUGAGCUUGUGAUGUUCACCAUGUUUCCAAACCUAUGGACUCAAAAAUUCCGAAGAAACAAUUGGCAAAUGAAUUUGUUUUAGUUACCGCGAUGAAUGAGAAUACAGCUUGCAACGGUGAUGAGUUGCACUAUAGAAAUUGUUCUAUUCAUUUUUAGUAAAUAUCGGAUGACUGUGUAUGUGUGUGCAUGUGGCGCAUUAUUUUGGUUCCCAUACGAAACUUGUGGUAUUUUUUAAUAAAUGCAAUACCCCAUAUUGGCCCACAAAUAUGGAAAAGGAAAAUAAUACAUCAUAAAAAUGUAUAUUAGUCAACCAAACAACCUUUUUUAGACGACGAAAGCGUACGAUAUACUAGCGACCCCUUCCUUGAGAAACCUGAACUAAGGAUUGUAGAAAUGUUACUGUAUUUAGCGUUUGUUUAUUUAAAAGGAGAACCUCUUUGUAUCUGUCAUUAACUAAGACUCUUGUUGUCAACUUCAGUCUUAUCCACAAUUAUGCAAAUUUGCAUCUGGUUCCUGUAGUACAACCGUUUCCAAUGUUUGCUGUAUCGUUCUCAAGUUAUUACUUAGUUGUAGGUGAGAAACAUUCGAAGGUAUGUUUUACAACAGUGCUAACUUUGUUGGGAGUUUACGGUGAGAAAUUCUCAUUUCACUACCAACUAAAAUUUCAUGCAUAAUCUGAUCUUAUCAGGUUAUCAUAGAACCUUCAGUUUAAUCUCUCGGAUCUCUGUGGACUCGUGAACCAACCUUUAGAUUUACCUUGCUUGUUUUGGAAAUACCGAUUUAUGUUACAAACUGAGUGAGAUUGCAUUUCAGUCGACCGACUUCGGUUAUAUCAGUCAAGCACCAUAUGAUUUACGUCGUGCCGGUUAAUAUACUAAAAGUACGCAUGUACUUGGCAUUUGGCAGGUCCAAACAAUCACAUGGGGGUAACAGCAGUGUUCAGUACAUUUUGUAUGGAACAUACAACCUUGAUGGUUGCACGGCUGUUCUAUCAUACGUCAGGUUAUCGAUUUAAACUCUGCCUUACUCGUAGAUUUGAUUCAGCUUUUGUUUUCUCUUGAGAUGAUACUUAUCGAAAAAGAAGCAAUAUGGAAGAGGCGUCAUGUAUUAUUGAUUUUUAAAAGUUAUAUGUCAAAUUCCGCGCCUAAUAUUUGUCGAAUUGUUAACUCGUUUUUUCAACUUCAAAUAGUUUGACUGUCAUUUGUUUGAAUUUUCAGGCAUCCUCCACAUCUUCAAAACAAUCACUUAGCCUCUUUCCAGAUGUUAAUGUCAACGUAGAGUGUACUUCAGCUCGUCAAGAUGAUUCCACUGGUGAGAAGGAAGGAAAAGAGGACCCCAGUGAGUCGAUGAUGAGUAGUGACAGUGAGUCAACAAAUGAGAAUUCAAAAACAAAGAAUAAAUCUAAGAAAAAACCACUGCGUAAAUCUAACAAAUUAGAAUCAGUCUCAAAUGAAUCGCCUGACAAUCGUCGAAAAAGUCUUAGAUCAAGUCGCAAAAAAACUACACCUAAAAAGUGAAACGUCACUUAUAUAUAAAUAGAACAAUACUGUAAUUAUAUUGUAUGUAUAUAACAAACCAAGUUUAAUAUAUUCAUAUCUUUUAUCACUCUGUUGGUGAAUCGAAACAAAUAAUAUCAUAUAGUUCAUUGUAGAUAUGUAUCUUAGUUUCCACUUCCAUGGGACUACAAUGUAUAGCAUUGAUUUAGUCGUUUCAUUUAUGUGUUGUUAAUGUGUUCUGCAUAGAAGAGUAGGCGUCUUCCGAUGCUUUACUCGGUUUCCGUUGUAGUGCAUAUAUGAAGGUGUGUUACAGUAAUGUCAUAUUUCCAUUGCUUUAUAGAAAAAAGCAAAUUUGAUAUACCUCUUGGCAGAGGAAGAAAGCGACCACUUUCUCCUCAUAUAGUGUUUGUGAUAAUUGUUGCAGUUGUAAUUUCGUGUUUAAUUUGUAUGUAUAAUUGCUGUUGCCUUUCAUUGCAUAUAGUGUAAUAUAAGAUAGACGAAAUGAUAGCCUUAUAUGGGUUGCUGUUUUACUAGAGGCUUUGUAAGGCUUUAAGUUUUUUUCGACAAAAAACAGGACGAUUUCUGAAAUUAAUCGUAUAAUUUGCUAUUUCUUUGACAUGUUUUAAAAAAAGUAAUAAAGACAUGGGAAAAUCGUCAUCCAUAAAUAAACGCAGUCAUAUCACUUCACGGUAAAUUGUGUGACAUACUACGUUACAUUCUCACUGUUCUCAAUAAGUCUUUGACUUUUAUAUUUGUUACUUUACUUUAAAAUAUCAAAUAAAAGUGUCGAAUAAAUUCAGCCAAUUUGUGAACCUCAAUCAUGUGACUGAGGGGAAAACAACUUUCAUUUGUUUACGAGCAUGUAUUAUUAAAAAUACUCGGCAGUUGAAUAAUUGUCGUUACAAAUAAUGUGAGUUUGUUCCUUUCAAUGGACCACUCUUUAAGCUCGCCAUGAAGACAUCUGCUAGGAGAGAUCCUAGUGAAGACACCAUCCUUUUCGAUUUCAAAUGACAUCGUUAAAUCUAAACAGCACAUUAAGUGUGCAUCUCAAUAAAAGCUGCUUCAGAUGGUUGGUUGGCACUCCAAUGUUUACGCAUUUUACGCCGAUGUAACCACAUGCACCGUUAGUAGAAACUAUUUGUUAUCUG
Molecule: messenger RNA, 4481 nt
Organism: Trichobilharzia regenti
Lineage: Eukaryota; Metazoa; Platyhelminthes; Trematoda; Strigeidida; Schistosomatidae
Source: the annotation of a GenBank genome assembly